This is a messenger RNA of Vombatus ursinus (common wombat), 1660 nucleotides long. RefSeq names its product methyltransferase like 7A (gene TMT1A). The record is from RefSeq and is a predicted model, not a curated record. Lineage: Eukaryota; Metazoa; Chordata; Mammalia; Diprotodontia; Vombatidae. The transcript has 2 exons. The coding region runs from base 749 to 1483 and encodes 244 amino acids. Gene Ontology annotation, molecular function: S-adenosylmethionine-dependent methyltransferase activity.
GGUUUAGGUUUUUGGAAAUCUGAUUUUGGAAUUGCAGAAUCUUAAACCUAGAGCUGGAAGAGCCCUUAGGGAAUUAUAUCACCCAACCUCCUCCUUUUACAGAUGAGGAAACUGAGGCUCAGGGAGUUUAAGCUUUCAACAACCUCAAAAUUUAACCUCACCCCCUUGGGAGAGUGACUGACCUCUGUCCUCCUCCAGCCUGGGAGUAAAAGAGAAGAGUUCUUAUUUCUCUUUCUUGUUAGGAUAGUUACCUUCCUCAGUCCCACUUUCCCUUUAAAAAUGGGAAUUUGCCUUUUGUUGAAAUGCUUUAUUUUAUUUCAGCCAAACCCUCACACACUGCUUCUGGUUUCACUGCAGAAAGCAGGAAUGGGGCACGUAGAAGUGCCCAGUGAGGAACAACCCUCACAAAACAGCCACAAAUCACAAACACUCAAGGGGAAAUAGGAUGGAAAUGAGAAUAUGAUAAACUUUUUCUUCUGGAUAAAAGAGUAUAUGGGGUUAGGGGGUGAAGAGAAGAAGGGGAAGGACGGGGAGGAUCUCUGCUCUGACUCAGCCCUUAGAGCUUGUUGACUGAGCAAAAAUCUGGGACAGCUGCCCAUAGCUGCCUUGAUUUGAGCCAAGCUAGUCCGACCCUUUUUCCUCGGCACCUGAUUGGACCUGACUGUAAACAGACCUGAGAGCUCAGUCCCAAACCUUAAAAAGGGGUGAAUUCUUCUGGAAUCAGCCUGGAUUUCUCGCUUCUGGACUCAUGGAGGUCACAGUCUUCAUUCUCCAGCUGGCCAUCUCUGUCACCGUGUUCCCCAUCUUUCUACUCCACUUCUUGGGCCUGCGGGGAUGGAUAUGCAAAAAGCUCUUUCCUUACUUCUUGGUGCAGUUCACCAAAAGCUACAACAGAGACAUGGCUGCCAUGAAGCAGGAGCUCUUUAGCAACCUGCAGGAGUUUGCAGGGUCCUCGGGGAAGGUGGCCGUGAUGGAGGUUGGCUGCGGUACGGGAGCUAACUUUAAAUUCUACCCUCCCGGCUGCAGGAUCACCUGUGUUGACCCCAAUCCCAACUUUGAGAAGUUCCUGAUCAAAAGCAUUGCUGAAAGCCGGCACCUGCAGUUUGAACGCUUCAUAGUGGCUCCGGGAGAAGACAUGCAUCAAAUAGAAGACAACUCCAUGGACGUGGUGGUCUGCACCCUGGUGCUGUGCUCUGUACAGCAGCAGGAGAAAUUCAUCAAAGAGGUGCACAGAGUGCUGAGGCCGGGAGGUGCUUUUUAUUUCAUCGAACACGUGGCAGCCGAACCGUCCAGUUGGAAUUUCUUCUGGCAACAAGUCCUCCGGCCGACAUGGAGGCUAGUGUUUGAUGGUUGCGACUUGACCAAAGAGAGCUGGAAAGCCCUGGAGCAGGGCAGCUUCUCCAAGCUGAAUCUGCAGCAUCUGCAGGCGCCCAUCUCCUGGAAGAUAGUCCGGCCUCACAUCAUUGGAUAUGCCUUGAAAUAAUGGGGGAGGGUCGGGGAGCGGUCCAGAUCUGGGAGGAGUUUCCUGUUCUCCUUUUAAAACUCCUUUAAAAACAUUGUGGGUAAGGGGAAGACGGGAAGGGGAGGGACUAUUCUCUCUCUCCCACUGAAAGGAGGGGAGGGCAGAAUGGGAAAAGAUGCUCUGUUAUAUAUAUAUAUA